AGCUAGGUAGUCACCUGCUGAUUAGAACGGCAACUAAUUCAUUCGAUUGUUGGGGCUUGACCAGGUAUUCUACGCCGACGAAAACGACGGCCGCAUCUACGACGAGCACUUGCUGAGGAUAACACUCCAAUUGUGGACGACGUCAAGAUAACAUGGUCCGGGUCGCCGCAAUGGCUGCAUUUAUGCAGAUUUCCGUAUUGUGGAUGAAUGCCGUUGUCGGUUUUGAUUUGGAGGACCAACUGCAACAAAUGAGAACAAAAUAUGAAAUUUUAACUGCGAAGAUUCACCAACUGGAAGCACUGGAACGAAGAAUAGAACAGCUGGAAUUGUUUUCACAUGACUUACAACAGAGAAAAUGUCCUACAACUAACAAAUCCGUUCCGCAGAAUACUGAAAUUAGCCGCCAAUCAAGAGAAAAAAGUUCCAUACCUAGAACUUGUCACGAUAUUCGCGUAGCUCAUCCGUCCCAAACUUCCGGCAUGUACUGGAUCGAUCCGGACGGUCAAGGCGUCGGCGAAGACCCAAUCGUCGCCUUCUGUAACAUGACAACAGGUUCGACUGCUAUUUUGCACGACAGCGAAUCCAGGAUAUCCGUUUCGCAUUGCAGUGAUCUCGGAUGUUAUUCGAGAUUAAUUAAAUAUUCAGCGACAAGUGGACAAAUGUCGGCAUUGGCCCAGAUAUCCGACGAAUGCCACCAAUCAAUCAGGUAUGAUUGUACCAGUGCUCCGUUGCAGAUCUACGGCAUCAUGUUUUCCUGGUGGAAUGAUAACGACGGAAAUCCGCAUUACUUUUGGUCCGGUGGAAAGAGUAACGUCCACACAUGUCAGUGCGGAAUAGAAGGCAAUUGUGUUGAAGACCUUGCUGCUUGCAAUUGCGAUUCGAGUCUACCAACACCGCUAACAGAUAUUGGAGUCAUCACGGACAAAAAUAUUCUGCCGAUCACACGACUGAACUUCGGUGGGACCUUAACGGCAAAUUCGACCAGUCAACACACCCUCGGACGAUUUGAGUGUACAGGACAGGUGGCUGUCGAUGAAAUACCGACUUCAUCUGGGGAUCAUUGGCGCAUGGAACACAAGUUGAAUGGGUUGCGCUCGGCAGUUAUGGGAACUGAUGCAUCAGACAAGUUCGACUGCGAUUUUAAAACAUUUAAAAACAAUGCAGAUUUCAAGAAAUUCAUUGGAAUGUCAGUGUCAGCUUUUUUUUACGUUCAGAAAAACACGACUUUCGCUACAACGGAUAUUCCAAUUCCAUUUGAAAUUGCCAUGGCGAACGUCGGAGACGCAAUCAACUCAACUUCCGGAAUCUUCACUGCGCCUCAAGAGGGACGAUAUUUCUUUUCUUUUACGGGGUUGGCCCAAUUCCCGUUCUCAUCUUCCUACAAACUUCGACUCGGAGUCGGCCUUUAUUUGAACGGCAACCUAAACAGUAGGAGUUGGGUAGCAAAUAAAGCCAGCGACCAACACAGUCCGUUUAGACUCGAAUCCACUCAACAUUUGCAGCCGGGAGACAAGGUGUGGCUGCAGAUCACCGACAUAUCCGAUGGCGUCUACCUCUACGACAACAGUAAUCAUUAUUCUCACUUUACGGGAUGGCUUUUGCAAAAAGAAAUUUUUGAGAAAUAAUUCA
This is a messenger RNA of Daphnia pulex (common water flea), 1629 nucleotides long. RefSeq lists its product as uncharacterized. Gene Ontology annotation, molecular function: extracellular matrix structural constituent; protein binding. The record is from RefSeq and is a predicted model, not a curated record. Bases 153 to 1625 code for a protein of 490 amino acids. The transcript has 7 exons. NCBI's taxonomy places the organism in Eukaryota, Metazoa, Arthropoda, Branchiopoda, Diplostraca, Daphniidae.